AAUUAAAUAUGGUUGUAUUUCAUCGACGACGUAAUGAAAACCUAAAAGCUACCACCGAUGAUUCACCAAAAACUGAAACCUCUUUCGAUGGCAACACAUCCUCAAUUUUUAAUAAUAAGAAACUAUUAUUAUCUUCUCUAAUAUUAUUCAGGCUAUUUAAUGCGCUUAUAACAAAAACAUUUUUUAGUCCGGACGAAUAUUGGCAAUCCGUCGAAGUUGCUCAUUACAUGAGUAAGCCAUUAUCUAAUACUCAGAUAUACGCGCCAAGACUUUUACAAGCUGUUUUCGCUGCCAUAAGUGAUUUUCAUUCAUAUUAUCUGGCUAGAAAUUUAUUUACUGAUUCAUCUGCGAAAUGGACUCAUUGUCUUAUUGGCCCUGGCCUUCAUUGCCUACACCGAGAAAUUGGAAUGAGCGAGAAAGUUAUCUCUGGAAUUGGUAUUGACGAAAUUUCCAACAUGAAAAUUUCUCGUUUAACGAACUCUUCCACAAGUUCAAAAAAUUCUACAUUGUUAAAAUUUUCCAUAAUAUUUUUGAUAGUUACAAAUGUUCCUAUGGCAUAUUAUACUGCAACAAUUCAUCAAAGUGGUGUCAUAGAGGUUAUGGACUAUUUGAGAGAUGAAGCUGAUAAAGGGAAUGUUAAAAAUAUUGGAUUUUUGGUACCUUGCCACUCAACUCCAUUUUAUAGUAAUUUGCAUAGAAAUUUAGAAAUGUGGUUUUUAACUUGUGAACCCCCCGUGAAUCAUAAUAUCAAUCUAGAAGAUUAUUUAGAUGAAGCAGAUCAAUUCUAUAAAAACCCUCUUGAUUUCAUUUAUGCUAAUUUUGAGCAACCGACUUUUAACAAUUCAUUCUCGAAUAAUUCAUUACGAAAAUGGCCAAGUCAUUUAAUAAUUUUUGAGAUAUUGUUGAAAGACAUUGAGCCCGUCUUGAAACAAUUGGAGUACUAUGAGUCAGAAAAUGGUCUUAAGCGGCACUAUAGUACAAUUAAAAAGUACAAUAUACCACAUAGUGAUCUUGAUACAAUUCCAACAAGUUCAUUGCAAGAAUUUAAAAAUAUUUUAAUUCAUCAAAUACAUCGUCAAUUACCAUUAAGCUUUACUAGAAUGGGACGAAAA
This is a messenger RNA of Racocetra persica, 1112 nucleotides long. The record is from the annotation of a GenBank genome assembly. Lineage: Eukaryota; Fungi; Glomeromycota; Glomeromycetes; Diversisporales; Gigasporaceae.